AUGCCGCCCAGACAGCGCGCUCGUAAGAGCGAGCCUGAGAAACGGCCAAAAUCCGAAUCGCUCACCCCCGUUCCGAACACCCCGCCCGCAGUGACGGCUUCUCUGGCACCUACCCUCCCAUCGAUUCCGUCAGGGUCUCGCUCCCCUUCCGCCCCUUUGACACCCCCUCCGCCUACAUCAAUAGCGAGACCGCAAGAUGACCGCCUGGGCUCUGGUAUUCAGAAGCUUAGGUCUAUAUCGGGCCAGGCGGACACGUUCCGGAUAGCCGAAACGUGGAUUUCGAUCUUGUCUUCGGAACUAGGAGUCGAGGGUGUGUUGGCGCUGUACAGGGCCAGACUGGAGGAGAUUGGGGAAGACGAGGCGGAGAGGAGUCGACUGGGAGAGGGGUUUGUGGAGGUUGUAGAGGUACUGGAGGAGGAGAGGGAGGAUAAGGCCGAGGCGAGGGGUGGAGGGAAAGGGAAGGGUAAGGGCAAGGAGGGGACGAAUGGCGCUGGCUUGGACGGCGAUGCGAUUGAUGUAGAUGGGGAAGAGAGGGCUAUGGAGCCUGGGCCGAAGGGUAUGGCCGUGCUCAAAAAGCUACUUGAAUCGUCCUCCAUCUCCCCGCUCAUCCCCACCCUAAUCAUCUCCACGGACCGCCUAGUCGCCCUCGACCUCCAUCCCUUCCCACACGACCCCGCGAUCCUCCAACGCAGCCUUGUCAAGCGCAAUACAGCCUUAUUCUUCCGACAACAAAAGUAUAAUCUCCUCCGCGAGUCCUCCGAGGGAUUCUCGGGCCUCGUCGUCCUCCUCACUUCCGCGGACGCAAUGUACACCCCACCUCGCAAUACCGCCGAAGCGGCACCAGACCGUAAAGCUCGCGCGCAGAGGGUAUGGAGCAAGAUCAUGGGAUUGAUUGGAUACUUUAAUCUCUCACCCCCGAGGGUGCUGGACCUGAUUUUGGAGGUGGCGAGCUGUCACGUCGCGGCGCAUUGGCGGUUCUGGCUGGAUCUGCUCAGGUGCUCGCCCUGGGGAACUCAUGCGGAUACGGGCGACGUCAAGGGGAAAGGGAAGGAGAGGGCGGUGGAUUGGCAGAUUGACGAGAUGGCCGCGAUUGAGGGAUGUAUGGCUGGUGAGGGAGAUAGGGUAUUGGCGCAGGUGCUAGGUGUCAAGUUCGGCUUCUGCCAGCGACCAGACGUUGGCGCGAACGAGACCCAAAUCGGGCUCGUCUACUUCGCGGCACUACUGCUCAAGCAUGGCUUUGUCAGCUUGACCGACCUCCUCCCAUUCCUCUCCCCCGACGACGCCGAAAUGGCUUCUAUCCAGCAAAAACACGCCUCAUCCAGCUCCUCCCGCUCUGGUCCCCUUAACGCCUUAGCCAGCUCUGUCCUGCUAGACGACGACGCUCCCGCGGUCGACUCCUCUACCGGCCAAAGCGCCGAAACCGCCACUCGCCCUCCUCCCGAACAGCGGAUCCAGCUCGUUCAGGCUCUACUUGCCGUCGGACACAUGCCGGCCGCUCUGUACUUUCUCGGCCGCUUCCCUUGGCUCGCGCAGUACUCGCCGACGAUCGCGGACCUCGUCAUGCGCAUUGUCGAAGUCGGGAUCGAAGGCCUCUAUGCCAGGUUUUCGGAUACAUGGCGCGAUAGCGGUGAUCUGGAUCUGGACUUUGAGGCGCCGGCUCCAACGUACAAGGCGCCGAACAGGGAGGUAGUGCCGUCGAUACUGGUUCCUCUGCCGCCAGAUACGCCGAGUACGAGCUUUACCUUCUUUUGUCCGGAUUGGGCAGAGGGUGUGGAGAGGUGGACGAGCAUCGAGGAGAUCAGGACAAAGGGCAUGAGGUGGUUGAGCCUUGUCAGGGGACUAGGGGGACGCCGGGUCGAGACGGUGGUCAAGAUCUGUCGAAUCGGGGCGGUUUACUUUGAGGGGCUGCAGAAGGACAAGGCGGCCGCUCUGGGGCUGCGCGGGACUGAGCGUACCCGAGCACAAAACAAGGAGCUUCUACCAACCGAAGCAGAACUGCAGCCCUGGCUCGAGCUCCUUCGUAUAUCUAUCCUCCCCUGUCUGUCCGCCUCCACCUUCACCGCCGCGUUCGAUAUCGAGAUCUGGCGACUCCUCCGCUUCUUCCCCUACGCGGUCCGCUACGGCCUUUACGGCGAAUGGCGGGACUCCACCUGUCGUGCAAACGGACGCAACCCGUGUCCUAUCGCCGUACAGUGCGCGGCCGAGAGCACGCGCGAUGUCAAAAAGGCAUUGUCGAGGGUCACAGCGGCCCAGUCGGGCCCUGCGAGCGGAGCGGCGGGUAUACCGGAUCGAGGACCGGCACGCGCGCUUGCCAAGCUCAGCCAUUCGAAUCCGUGUGCCUUGUGGGCGACGGCGGUGACGCAGGUCAAGUCGUAUUCGAAUAUUGGGCAGUUCAUUGUCGAGGCCGGAAGGUACAUGUCUCAGUUGAGCAUGGACGUGGCGAUGUUCACGCUGGUGGAUACGUUAUCGGACGAUACGGCUUCGAGGUUGAAUCCGCAGGGAACGGGCGUGGCCGCUUGGCUUGAGAACCUCGCCACCUUUGUCGGCGACUUCAACCGCCGAUAUUGGCAGAUGGACCUCGAGCCCGUUCUCCAAUUCAUCGUCAACCGCCUUAUGCGCGGACAAUCCGCCGACCUCACCAUCCUCCAGUCCCUCAUCAGCAUCAUGUCUGGCGAGUCCAAGAUCGACAACGACGCCAUUUCGAACGACCAGCUCCGGGCCUACGGAUCCGGCCGGGAAAUGAUCCGCGAAGCGUUCAACUCGACCGUGAUUGCUAUUCCCCGGCCGAUGACCCCUGGUGAUCCCGCUGCACAAGGGGCGCAGGCCGCACCGGUAGACAAAGCCAAACCGACCAAGAAGAGCUUGGCACGUCUCAUUAGUGGGCUGAGAGAUACGGGGCUGGAUAUGCCUAUUUGGAUCGCGUUGGCGCAGACGAGGCAGGGGGCGGUGGAUAAGAUGGUGGGCGCGCCAAUCAAGGCCAUGUCUUCCAUGCAGGACAAUUGCCACGACAUCUUCAUCCAGUAUGGCGAUCUCCUAUCGGAACAGCUCCUCUCGUCGGAACAUAUCGAACGGACCCCGGACCUCCAGUCUCUCGUUUCGGAAUACGGUCUCGACUUUGCUCAGGCCUUCCAGAUCCUCCGCCCCAAGCUCGACGCGCAGAUGGAGAAGGCACGGUCUGCCGAAAAGGCGAGCAUGAAUGCCAAACUCGACGCGGCCAAGCUGGCCAUUGGGGGCGCGAGAGCGAGUCUGAGUCCCGGUCAGCCAACGACCCCACUGGGAAGUCCGAGGAUCGAGGGGAUGCAGAUUGAUGCGGAAGAUGGCGAGGGGAGCGAGUUUGGGAGCGAGCCGGCGACGCCGAGCUCGGCUGUCAUGCCGAGUAUACCUUUACCGCAGAAAGGGGCACGGAAGCGGUGGUGGCCGUCUGCGUUGACUUCGACGAUGCACCAGGCGAAUACCCUUCUCCCGAUCGAAGUAAAAGGGAUCAUGAGCGCCCCCUUCUUUGUCAUCUUUUGGCAACUCUCCAUGCCGGACAUCUCUUUCGCCUCUGACGCUUACGACCGCGCCAUCCACAAGAUCACUUCGCUCGAGAAGGAGGUCGGGGGUUGGCGAUCUGGAACCACGGCUGUUGCUGCUAGUCAUCGAGAGGAGCGUGCUCGGCUCAAGGCUCGUCUGGAGGCCUUGACGGAGGAGCGGGAUGCGCACAAUAAUUUGGUCAAUACGAUCAAUAAACGGCGCUUCAAGUUGGAGAGUGCGAGGUGGUUUGGAUCGAGCAUCACACAGAAGAAUCUCAAAACUCGGCUCAGUGUUCAACUGCACCAACACUGCUUCUACCCCCGCGCGAUCCUCACUCCUUCGGACGCGGUAUUUGUCCCGAAGCUCAUACGGAUGAUGCACGAUCUGGCAACACCGGGCUUCGUCACUCUGUUUGCAUACAGCAAUUUCUUCAGCCCGGGUCUCGCGGCCUGUAUCUUCUCCUGUACCGAGAAUGAAGCGCGGAACUUUGGCCGAUGCCUCGGUGCGAUUAUGUCCGAUCUGGACGCUUGGCACGCCGACGAGGACCGAUAUCGCCGCGAAGCGAUCGGACGCCCUGAUGGCGCUGCGGAUGAUGAUUCAAAGUGUCUCCCCGGGAUGCUCGUAAAGGGGAAGAACCAAGAGCACGAGCGGCCGAUGACUUGGUCGACGUUCCGGAACUUUUAUGCUGCGCGAUUCCACACACCCAUGCUCGAGGCCCUCACUUCGUGCUGGGCAGAAACGGACUUUAUGCACGUCAAGAACGCAAUCACGGUUGCGCUGCAGGUACUCAAGUCGUUCCCUAUCAUCACCGCACAUGGGGAGGCGGUCGAGGCGGCGAUGGAGGCGUUGAUUCAGCGAGGGAAGGACGGGGAAUUGACGCCGGAUGUGCUGCAUCAGUGUCAGGCGUAUCUGCGACAGCUCAAGUUGAGGCAGAAUACAAAGCCAUACGUGCCUCCGCCUAAGUUCUACCCGUCCGCCGCAGAGGCUCCAGUUACGGUCACGACACCCACUGGUACGCCCAAAGACCUCCCGCCCGUCUCUGCACCCACGCCGGCGACGGCCUUAUCGAGCGACCGUGACCCGGAAGCCCUCAAGGCCAAAUUGCGCGAGCAAAAGGCGCUCAAGAAUGCCGCCACUUCUGGUAUCCCAGCGAAACCCCCACCGCCAGAGCGGCUCCGUUCUAUCUCGGGCUCGACUGCCGACGCACUCCCCGCUAAUGUCUCUCCGACCGGCGGCCUCGGUAUCCGUGGUUCCGCAGCGGAUUCCAAGCCAGCGUCCAAAGCAGAAAGCACUACCCCCGCCAAGCCCGCACCCACCGGUCCCGCAAAACCGUCAAAUGGCCUUUCGUCCCUCCCCCCACGGCCUGGCUCGAUCCUACCUACAGCUGCUCCCGCUGCUGCAAGCUCUAUGGGUCCACCUCGCCCGCUCACAAGCGACGAGGAGCGUGCCGCCAACCGAGCCAAGAAGUUCGGUACUACUUCUCGCGGAGGCACACCAGGUCCAGCUUCGACUCCGCCUACCACCGAAUCAUCCCGGCCUGCUUCGCCGGCUGUGUCUUCAUCUCGUCGGAGAUCGCCUUCGCCCGCCCCGAGCCGACACAGACAUCGUAGUCGGAGUGUGGAGUCGAGGAUGAGUGAUCGGUCUCGCCGGGAUAGAGGUGACGGGCGGGAUAGGGAUGAUCGAGAUGGGCGAGAUUCGAGGCAUCGAGAUCGGAGUGAUAGAGAGCGGAGCGACAGGGAUAGAGACAGGGAUAGAGAGCGAGAGUCGGGUCGGGAUUCCGACGACGAGGAGCGAGACAAGAAGAAGCAGGAGGAGAUCCUCCAAAGUCGACAUGAUCGUCUUUCGGCUACGAGUGAUCGGGAUAGGGAUCGGAGGGGAGGGAGGGAGAGUGAUCGGGAUCGAGAGCGGGACGAGAAGAGCUCGAGAGAUAGGGAUGGUGGGAGGGACCGUGACACCAAGGAGGCGGAGCGGGACCGGGAUAGGAAAGAGAGCGCCGAGGUGGCCGGCUCGAAACGCAAGCGAGAGGAGGAGCCGCCGAGACGGAUCGAUCCCGUCGUGUCUGGUCGCCGCGAGCGGUCCGAUACGCUCGACAAGGAUAAGGACAAGGACGGCAAGGAUGCGAGGCGGAAGGACGAUCAUCGUGAUCGCGGCCAUGAUCGGCGGGAUGACCGGCGUGGUGGGAGCGGAGGAGACGAGCGGAGGGCGGAGAGCGAUAAGCGGGAGGAAGACCGACAGAGACGGCGUGGCUCAGAGAGGGAGAAGGGGAGGGAUGACCGCGGGACCCGUUCUCCUCCACCUCGCGAGAUGCAGCGGGACCUACCUCCACACGCCUCCAUGCGCGAUCUCCCGCCUCGUCCCCGCGAUUCCAGCACGAACGGCGGUAGAGCAGUCACGCCCGACCGACCUACCAAGCGAUACAGCCCCUCGAGGUCUCUCGAUCCCAUCCCGGAUCCGACAGGAGGCCGCACGCCAAAGAAGGCAACGGCCGACUCGCCGAAGCGGAAUGGCAAGGUGGAGCUGAUCCCGACUGGACCUUCAUCUGGUUCGGUCAUGGAGAGUGCUCGGAUUGUUGAGGCGCCCAAAUCCACUCGGCCGGAGGUAUGUCUGAUCUUAAUACUCUGCAUAUGA
Molecule: messenger RNA, 6141 nt
Organism: Dioszegia hungarica
Lineage: Eukaryota; Fungi; Basidiomycota; Tremellomycetes; Tremellales; Bulleribasidiaceae
Product: transcription factor/nuclear export subunit protein 2-domain-containing protein
Exons: 18
Coding region: 1-6141 (2046 amino acids)
Biological process (GO): mRNA processing; mRNA export from nucleus
Cellular component (GO): THO complex part of transcription export complex
Molecular function (GO): mRNA binding
Source: RefSeq, a predicted model, not a curated record